AUGGUGGAGCCCGGCGACGCCGUGAGCCACUACUCCAGCAAGGUUGGCGGCGCCGCCUGGUUUCCGGGCGCCGAUCCGCUGUCGCCCUCCUCGGACGUCUCUUGCGCAGUGUGCGGAGACCCUUUGGCCCUCGUCGUGCAGGCCUACGCCCCGUUGAGCGUGGAACAGGCCGGGGUGUGCCUGCCGGACAGGACCAUGCAUUUGUACGGAUGCGUGAAGGAAGGCUGCGGGAAGCUGCAGGGUAGUUGGAGGGCGUUCAGGGCCCAGUUGGCCCCCGGCGCGGGAGGGCGCGGCCAAGGAAACGCGGAGCGGCGCCACCCGACCACGCCUUCCGGCGGGGCGGCGACUGCGGAUGGACGAGAUGAGGGAUUAGACAGUGGAAAAUCCGCGUCCUUUGGCUUGGGCGGGGCUGGGGGUGACGAUAGAUCGGGUGGGAAAGGCGACGAGCGGACAGAGGACCCGUUUGGUUUUGGUGAUCUUAAUGCCGCAUUGGAUGACUUGACCAAUGGUCACAAGGGGUCAAUGAACCACAAGCAAGAAAACCGCAUAGCGAAGAAGGCCAAAGGACGAUCAUCAGCGGACACGAACAGCGCUGCUGCUGCUGCUGCAGGAUCGUCAACACAGUGUGAGGCUGCGAGUGUGAGUGCAGCACCGACGGUCAUGCUCCCUGAAUUUUUUCUGCCAGCCGUUCCCGAGCCAGGACCAGAGCAUGAAGGGUUUGGCAAGAUGACUGAAGCUGAACGGACGCAUGUUGAUGAAAUUCUGGAGCGAUACAAAGAGACGGCACAAGAGCUCGAAGGGGGCAAAGAAAAGAAGCCCGAACGUGGGGAGAACUGGGCUGGAGAGGUGCAUGAGAAGUGCAGCUCGCGCUGGUCGGAUGGAGGGGCAUUCUGGAGGUUCAAGAAGCGCUUGGACCGUUGUCCAGAGCAGUGUGUGCGAUACAGCUUUGGAGGUGAGUUUCUGAACCCAAGCAACGAUGCCAUCAAGGUUCCAUCAUGUUCAGCUUGUGGAUCCCAGCGCCAUAUGGAGCUCCAGAUUGUGCCAGCAUUGAUUUUUUCAAUUUCGGAGGCUGCCAGCUGGUGCGAUGGCAAGGAAGCACUGGUUGGGAGCCAGGCUGCGGCGGUGUGGGAAUGGGCGACAGUUGCUGUGUACACAUGUUCUCGCAGCUGUGGUGGACAGUCUGGCUCUGUGUCUUAUGCGGAGGAAGUUGCCCAAGUGUGCAUGGAGGACUGA
Ostreobium quekettii is the source of this 1233-nucleotide messenger RNA. NCBI's taxonomy places the organism in Eukaryota, Viridiplantae, Chlorophyta, Ulvophyceae, Bryopsidales, Ostreobiaceae. The record is from the annotation of a GenBank genome assembly.